CAGUCGGGGCCCGGCACACUCCCCACGAGGCCAGCGCCCACGCCCCUCUCCUGUCCAGCCCCUGCCCGCCUGGACAGGGCCCCGGCCCGCCCGUGAAUGAGCCACAGGACCUCCUCCACCUUCAGAGCGGAGAGAAGUUUCCAUUCCUCCUCCUCUUCUUCCUCCUCUUCCUCUUCAUCCUCGGCCUCCCGCGCCCUCCCAGCCCAGGACCCACCCAUGGAGAAGGCCUUGAGCAUGUUUUCCGAGGAUUUUGGCAGCUUCAUGCGGCCCCACUCGGAGCCCCUGGCCUUCCCAGCCCGUCCCGGGGGGCAGGGCAACAUCAAGACCCUGGGAGACGCCUAUGAGUUUGCAGUGGACGUGAGAGACUUCUCCCCCGAGGACAUCAUCGUCACCACCUCCAACAACCACAUCGAGGUGCGGGCUGAAAAGCUGGCUGCCGACGGCACUGUCAUGAACACCUUCGCGCACAAGUGCCAGCUACCGGAGGACGUGGAUCCAACGUCGGUGACCUCCGCUCUGCGGGAGGACGGCAGCCUCACCAUCCGGGCGCGGCGCCGCCCACGCACAGAGCACGUCCAGCAGACUUUCCGGACGGAGAUCAAAAUCUGAAGGCCCCCUCCCUCCCCUGCCCCCACCCCUGUCCCCACUGGCCUACAGUGAGGUCGUCCGAACCCCUUUGCGAUACCCCAGGACAUCUCAGCCAGGUGCCAGCCCCGCUACCCCCCAGACCCCAGGUGGGUCAUCCCCCCAAACUAGGGUCCUUCACUCUGCCCAGGGCAGACAUGGGACCCCCUUGCCUGGCCUCACCUGUGGCCUCCAGAUGCCAAAUAUGGUCUCCAUCACUUAAUCUAGAGCAGGGACUGGGGUGAAGAAGGGCCACCCCAAAGGAGGGAAGGGACACAGGAAUAAGCAGGGUCUCUGGGCAGUGAUCUGCAGGACAGACAGACAAAUCCUUUCAUCUGCGGAGUCUCGGGAGGGCAGGGCAGGGCGUCGGGACCUGGGGCCCCCUUGACUAAGGAGAGCAGGAGAGGCAGGCGGAGGUCACGGACAGGCACCCAGGGAAGUGGAACUGCCCGGGGCUCAGGGAGGCCUGAAGGAGGAAGCACGAGGGUCACCCUCCCCUCUGCUAUUCAACCCCAAACCAGCUGGCAGAUUGCCUGCCCGCCCUGUGCCCCCAGCCAGCCAGCCUGCCAGGGCAGGGCCAGCUUGCAUCCGUGUAGAGAUGGGUUUUUCCAGUAUGGCUGGUUCAUGAUAAACUGUGAAACCCCUGCUGGAGCCUCCGGGCCAGGCUGGGGUGAGGGUGGGGCUGGUCCUUCUCCCUCCCACUCUGUCCUGCUCCACUGCAGACAGGACGGCCCAGCCAAGGUGGGGCUAUGGGGCCUCAGCAUGGACCCCGCUCUCAUGACCUUCCCUGACCUUCCCCUCGGGGCAGUGGCCUCCACAUCCGCCCCUCUUUCUCAGUCCGUGUUUCUACAGGACAAGCUGCCACUGUCCUUCAGAUACUCACUUUACGGCUGGUACGGCCACAUUCAGAGCAUCCUCAAGUCAGGUUUCUGGUCUCCAUCUUCUCAGAGGGGAAGCCGCGUCUCUGAGCCUCUGGGUGUCUGGCUCUGUGGCCAAAGGCUGGAUCUGAACCCAGGACGGCGGUGCUGCCCACGGCCCUGGCCUCUGUGCUCUGAGCAGUGUCCCCUCACUCUGCCCCCCAGGGCUAUGUGCUCUGCGGGAGUCACAGGAAUAGGCCCAUCCUGUCCCAGUGCCCUCAUCACCCCUAAUCCAGGCAGGGACCCUCUCAGCCUUAACCCUGGAGACACUGGCUCCCUGUCUCCCUGGUCAGUGUCCCCCACAGGGACGCAGUGAACAGGGAGGAGUGGUUACCGGGUAACUGAGGGCCCCAGGACAAGCCGCAGGGCCAGCCCCUGCCCUCUGUGCCUCUCGGGUCAGCGUGCUGGAGGGAGGCCUCUCACUCCGCCAUCUGGGGCCCUUGGGCUAGGAGGGGGCAUGGAGAGAGCUGGCGCUGUACCCCUACCCACAAUAAAAGAGUACCACAGACCU
Messenger RNA from Tupaia belangeri chinensis (Chinese tree shrew), 2052 nucleotides. RefSeq names its product heat shock protein family B (small) member 7 (gene HSPB7). The record is from RefSeq and is a predicted model, not a curated record. Lineage: Eukaryota; Metazoa; Chordata; Mammalia; Scandentia; Tupaiidae. The transcript is spliced from 3 exons. Gene Ontology annotation, biological process: heart development. The coding region runs from base 97 to 609 and encodes 170 amino acids. Gene Ontology annotation, cellular component: cytoplasm; nucleus.